Messenger RNA from Solanum pennellii, 1661 nucleotides. RefSeq names its product UDP-galactose/UDP-glucose transporter 4-like. Gene Ontology annotation, cellular component: endoplasmic reticulum membrane; Golgi membrane. The transcript has 7 exons. Gene Ontology annotation, biological process: transmembrane transport. Gene Ontology annotation, molecular function: transmembrane transporter activity. Bases 504 to 1487 code for a protein of 327 amino acids. The record is from RefSeq and is a predicted model, not a curated record. Lineage: Eukaryota; Viridiplantae; Streptophyta; Magnoliopsida; Solanales; Solanaceae.
UUUUUUGUUUCUGCAAUUUUUUUUUCCUGCUGUUUGGUCACCAAGAAUUGCCCAUUUUUUAUCUGGUGUUUGGUCACUGAGAAAUCAUCAUAAAAGGAAGGGUUUUGAUUUUUUGGUCAACAAGAAUUUUCAGUAGUUGAAGUUUUUGUUUGAUUCUUUUCCCUUUUUGCAUGUUUAGCACUAUGAUUUGGGCUUAAUUUUUUCUCGCUUAAAAUGUGUUUGAUAUCAUGUUAUGAGUUUCAAUUUAAAAAAUUGAUUAUCGUAGAGGACAAUACUGAUUGAAUGCACUAAGUUUGUAACAUAUUGUGGAGAUUCAUAUAAUUGUUGUUUUCUAAUUUCUGUAUAAUGUUGAGUCUUUUUCUUGGGACCCCUUCGUGGUCCAUUUCGUAGAAGGAUUCUCUUUACUGUUAGAUAAAGAAAAGAAAUUGUUGUUUUCCAGCUUUUGCCUGUGUUUUCACUUGAAGGGCCCUAGCUUUUUCCUUAAUACGCAAGCGCGUAGCUAGAUGUUUAUCACAGUUGUUUCUGGCUUCAUGUUAUUCCUGGAAUAUGUAUAUAAUAGGCUUCAAUUCAGCUACGGAUGGUACUUUACCUUUGUUCAAGGAUUGGUUUAUGUGGCUCUUAUUCAUUUCCUCAAUGGUUUUACUCCUAAGCAAAUGGUGAAUCCGUGGAAGGAUUAUGUUAAGCUCUCUACUGUUCUCAUGGGCUCACAUGGGUUAACGAAAGGGUCUUUGGCUUUCCUCAACUAUCCAGCCCAAAUCAUGUUCAAAUCUGCGAAGGUUUUGCCUGUCAUGGUAAUGGGGGCUUUCGUGCCCGGUCUGCGACGAAAAUAUCCACCCCAUGAAUAUGUUUCGGCAGUACUCUUGGUAGCAGGCCUGAUUCUUUUCACUUUGGCUGAUGCACAAACCUCGCCAAAUUUCAGCUUAAUCGGUGUGCUAAUGAUAUCUGGUGCUUUGGUUAUGGAUUCUUUUGUGGGAAAUUAUCAAGAGGCCAUCUUCACGUCUAAUCCUAACACAACACAGAUGGAGAUGCUCUAUUGCUCAACAAUUGUCGGGUUUCCUAUCUUGUUUGUGGCUAUGAUUGUAACAGGAGAACUAAGGAUAGCAUGGCCUGCAUGUGCUCAGCAUCCCUAUGUUUACGGAGUCUUGGUGUUUGAAGCCUGCGCUACUUUCGUGGGGCAAGUGUCUGUCCUUUCCCUCGUAGCAAUAUUUGGUGCUGCCACUACUACAAUGAUUACAACUGCAAGGAAGGCUGUAACCUUAUUGCUUUCAUACUUGAUAUUCACAAAGCCUUUGACCGAACAACACGGUACUGGAUUGCUGUUGAUGUCUAUGUGCAUCAUUAUGAAGAUGUUGCCUGAAAACAAGCCAUCACAGCCUAGGCCGCAGAAAAUCAUCCCUCUUCAGCAAACUGAAAAACCUCGCGAGACUGAAGAUGACAGAUUUCAGAUAGGCAUUGAAGAGGAAGAAGAGAAGAGACCUUUUGUCUAAAACAAUAAGUAGAGACUCUAGCUUAGUCUAUUAUUUCAAUUUUGAUUAGCUUUUAAAGUUGUAAUAUGGCAACAAAAUGGUAGGUUCUUUUUUAAAAAUAUAAUAUAUAUACAUAUGUAUACACUUCAUUGCAAUUUAUCUGAGGAGGUAAACAUUUGAGAUUUGGUUCUCUAA